Molecule: messenger RNA, 882 nt
Organism: Cladocopium goreaui
Lineage: Eukaryota; Dinophyceae; Suessiales; Symbiodiniaceae
Source: the annotation of a GenBank genome assembly
AUGGCCAAAGCCUCAGGAUCAGGGGACAUGCAUGAUUUGGGUGAGCCCGAGUAUGAGCUCCACGUCUCUUCCUUGGGGCCCAUGAAACCUUUGGCUGGUUGGCAGGCAGGCACUAUGGCUCACUGCAUGGUUCGACUGGAGCGGUGGCCAGAGGCGAGGGAAUAUUUGGCCUUGGCGCUGCGGGUGGAGUGCACCAAGGACUCUACGACCAAUGGCAGUCUGAUCGAGUUGUUGGAUCGCGUUGUGAGCUGUCACCAAGAGUUGGGAGACAUGCCUGGAAUGUUGGAAUACGUCCCAGACUUGGAAGAAGCAAUGCGUGGCCUGCGCCAACGAGGCUGGGACCGUCGUGAACGCGACGUCUAUGCGUUGUUGCUCCAGCGCAUCUCGACAGUGCUUCUCUUGGCCAGUGAAGGUACUGGUCAGAUGAUUGGCAAGGCAUUGCAGGUACUCGAAGAGGCAGCCAACAAUCUGCAGAUCUUCAUCGGUGACGCUGCCCGACCAGAAGACUUGCCUGAUGUAGAUGCGGAGGUUGACCUGGAACUGCCCGAGGAGGAUGAGAAGGCCAAGAUCAAGAAGAAGAAAUUUGGGCCGCAAGUCGACAAUGCAGGGGAGCUCUUGAAGCAAAUCCGCACCAGCAUCAAAAUUCUGAAGGUUAGCCAGACUGGUUCUGAACAAGAGGUUCAGGCUGCUGCAGGCAAAUCUUCCACAGCGUCAACAGCACGCUUUGAGGAGCAUGUGCCGGAACCACCUGCACCUACUCCUGCGCCUGCACCAGCAAAGACUCCACCAGCUGCAGAAACGGCAUCUCCAGAACCGGCAUUCCGGCGAGAUGGACUCAACUCGCUCCGGGGUGUGCUUCGAGAGGUCAGCCGAGCCCGGUGA